AUGGAUAGAGCAAUUGAAUUUCAGCCACAAAAGCAGAGAGUCAAAGACCAAAAGUCUCGUGACUCAACCCACGCCACCUACGUUGUCGCUGCUGCCGCCGCCGCUAAUCCAAGAUGCCAUCAGAUGUUGGAAUCCCUUUCUUGUUUUCUUGGAGAGUUACUGAAAACCUAG
Molecule: messenger RNA, 171 nt
Organism: Dovyalis caffra
Lineage: Eukaryota; Viridiplantae; Streptophyta; Magnoliopsida; Malpighiales; Salicaceae
Source: the annotation of a GenBank genome assembly